Molecule: messenger RNA, 1730 nt
Organism: Cantharellus anzutake
Lineage: Eukaryota; Fungi; Basidiomycota; Agaricomycetes; Cantharellales; Hydnaceae
Exons: 8
Coding region: 428-1354 (308 amino acids)
Source: RefSeq, a predicted model, not a curated record
CUGGUUUCUAUGCGUGUGCUUCAUCACACGGACGUGAGCAUGCGCAAUAUUGGCCAGGCGACCGACAUGCAAUCUGCCCCCCACGUCCCCCGAGCUUUCCCCAGGGGAUCGUGGCUGAGGUCCCUGAGUGAUUUCUUGAUUGACUCAAUUGUGUGCUUCUCUGGUUGUCUUGCUUUCUUCCUCGCUUUCUCCCUCUACCUCCUUCCUUCUCCCUGACUCGCGCUCUAUCAUGUUGUUUCCUCUAGCAGUCGUGGUGUUGAUACCCUAUGCCACUGCAAUCACCAUCAUGUGGCCGGUGCAGGUCAUGCAGGGGACGAACCGCUCUGUUCAGUGGUCUGGCGGAAUUGUAACGUAGAUUUCUGCAACCACAUUUCCAUCGUUUUCUCAGGCGAUUUCUUCUACUACUCCAAGGAACCUUACGAACUCGAUGUCAACAGGUGUGCCGCCUACGUUACUAAGAUCAAGGACUUGCGAUAAUCCGUUUUCGCCUCUGGCUAGCCUCAACCCAACGCAGAGGCUGCACACCUACAUCGGAAACGACCUUGUAUUGUACUGGGUUAUAGAUGUGCCACCGGGGACGCUCAUCCAGUAUAAUGUCACGGAUUCUGGUGGGGCACACAUCAACAGCACAGCGCUGACUGUCCAGCCCAACCCAAUCUUAUCUAGCAUCUCUUUGCUGUCGACCCUUUCAGCACAAUCUUUGGCUUCUGUAUCUUCAGUCAGCGUAACUUCCCACAGUUCUACUAGUUCUCAGACCUCCACCAACCCACAGCCAACAUCCACACAAUCCAAAACUUCUGGCUUCUCAUCUCCGACACAAACGUCUUCAGGUGGAGGCAAUAGCACCUUUUCGAUAUCGACAAGUUUAUUAGCUUCCAUCUCUUCAGCCAGUGUAGUUUCCACCAACUCUACAGGCGCCCUGCCCUCUACUAACUCGAAUCCUACAUCCACAUCAACUGCAAUAUCCAACCCUUCAGCUCCGACCCAAUCGCCUUCGAGCAGGCGCCACGGCACUUGGGCAAUAGCCGUCGGGGUUUCUGUCGUUCUGUUGCUCCUUGGCCUUGGCGCUUUCUUUUUGAUAAGACGACGAAAGGGUCGUUCCAAAGAGAAGGAUGAUGCAUUUGAAAGCCCGCAUACAAUUUAUCCCCAUGUUCACGCUCCAGUCGUCACCCAGAACACAUCAGUGGACGUUGUUCCACCUUUGUACCCGAACGAUGUUUUUGCGCCUUCUGCCUUCCGAGGGACAGCGGGAAGUAUGAUGACGGCACCCACCAACUCAGACGAAGUGUAUUACAAUCGCGUUGUAAUGGGUGGGAGUGGCGGAUACCUUCGGGCUAACGAUACGUCAAGUUAAUCAUCAGCACUGGGGAACUAAUUAUUUUCCAACUCCCUCGCUUGCUAACAUGGACCUUCUCACUUGAUUCGUUCGCUUCGCGUUAUCUCUAUUGCUGCAUUGCUUGGUAUCUGGACUGUUACGUCCUUGAUAUUUUUUUUGAAUGUCCCCCGGCGUUUGGACCGGGCGAAAGGGUUGAUCCUUCGUAUGUGUCUGUGCAACGCGCGCGCGCGCAACCGUUUCGCUGAUCGGUCAUGAUCUGUCGGUGGUACAAUAGUCUACACUCUUGGCCGGAUCCAAUUUUGGUCUUUAGCCCCUCGAUUCAGUAGUAUUAGAAUUGAGUCUUAACAACCAACACUAUGUAAUUACAGCACUAUGGGAUAUCUUUCAAUUAGCC